This is a messenger RNA of Parastagonospora nodorum SN15, 1341 nucleotides long. RefSeq lists its product as hypothetical. Bases 1 to 1071 code for a protein of 356 amino acids. The transcript has 3 exons. The record is from RefSeq and is a predicted model, not a curated record. NCBI's taxonomy places the organism in Eukaryota, Fungi, Ascomycota, Dothideomycetes, Pleosporales, Phaeosphaeriaceae.
AUGCGAUAUAUUCGGUUUCUCAAGCCGCCUCGCGUUGUCACGGUGAAAGGCACAUCGAAGCAAGAGAUAUCAUGUCUGGUUACCAUCACGUCUGACUUGGGCGAUACAUUUCUACCACAUGACAUACAGUUGUCGGCAGAGCUUCUUUCUGAUCCCUCAGAAAAGAUAGUGGUAUGGAGAAUAGUACAAUGGAGUGCUGGUAUGCGAACUCUGCCUGUCACAUUCCCACUGGUCAAAACGCGAACAUCAUCAAAACUUCGCGUGCGAGUGGGAUUCGGGUCGAAGCUAGGACGUGACGAAUACAACUUGCUAUCUGAGGAUGGAGCAUGUGGAGUAGUAUCUGCCUGGAGCUCAAUCUUUGAAGUUUCUGUGCCAACAAGCGAAGCUGAGAAGCUCGUCCAGAGACGUUUCCGGCUCCCAGAUGGAUCCAUUGUGGUCAUAUACGAGGAAACGGGGGAGAGCAUUGCUCGACAUCUUUGGGAUGCAGGCAUUACUUUAUCUUGUCACCUCAGCGACCUCUGCAAUAGCGAAAGCCCGCUUACGAAAGCAUUACUGCCCUCUGGACGACCUGCCCAAUGCCAGAUCUUAGAACUCGGAACCGGUUGUGGAAUGGUUGGUAUCACUAUCGCCCAACUCCUCCCGGGAGCAGAGGUCCGCCUCACUGAUCUUCCCGAAGCCCAAGAAAUUGUAAAGCGCAAUAUCCAUCAGGCCCGGCCCGCUGAAGGCUCUUCACUCGAGUUCCAAACCUUGGAUUGGGAUGCCGAGCUGCCGCUAGACCUACAGCGUCCAACUUCGCCUAUGGACUUGGUCAUUGCUGCAGAUUGCACAUACAACUCAGACAGCAGCCCAGCACUGGUCGAGACACUGAGUCGACUGGCCAAAGUCUCACCGAAGGUCCUUGUAGCCAUAGCAAUGAAAAUGCGACAUCCAAGCGAGGAGAUCUUCUUCGACCUCAUGGCUGCAGCGGGAUUUCAACCGACCGCGAGGCUUGACUACCCAUUGCCGGGCGACCUUGGAAUUGGAGAAGAGAUGGUAUACCUACACGUCUACCAACACAAGCCCAGGCUGUAAGAUGCAAAAGUUACAAUUCUUUGCAUCCAACUCAUCAAAACUUAAUUUCAUGACUGGGUUGAUCUCUGCAAAAUUGUCGUGAUAAGGCCGUUGCGGACCGAUUGGUGGAUUGGCAUUCGUUUCAGUGUUGAUGUCAAUGGUCAGCAAUUGCACUUUCCAACGCGUGGCGUAAAUUCAUGCUCACGGAUCGGCCGGAUCGAUGUAUGAUGAGACGGAUAGUACCGCGCUGAUGUUCUUAAAUGGGGCUCCUCGCGCCCGGCGUCGCGUGCU